ACUUUUUCGACGGCGCGCCCUCUGCCGAGACAGCCAGUUCCGUUUCCUCGUGUUUCUUUGCGAAAUUUACUCUGGGUGUCGGUUCGUUUCUUCUGUCUGUAACCACGAGAUCACGUUCUCUCUCUCUUUACUUCGCGACGGUUGUCUGUGUGGGUCGGAAUCGAUCGCAUCCGACUUCCCGCUGAUAAGUCCUUUCUUCCACGUACUUUGUGCAAUUCCGGUCCUCACUGUCUCCUCUAUCGGCUCUUCCUCCUACAUUCUUGUUCUCUUUUCUUCAUUCACAUUCGUCUCUUCUUCUUUUCUGCUCGUUUCGCCUUUCUCCCGCUUCCCCUUUCUUCUCCUUCCUUCUCCUUUUCUGCUCGUUUCGCCUUUCCUCCACUUCCCCUUUUGCUCUUUCUAGUUCCCUGGUUUUUCCGUCUCUCUCUCUUCAUUCGCUUUUGCAGGGAAGCCGCAUUCUGUGCAUUUCGUUCUUCCUGUUCUGCAUGCUUCCCUUAAUCCUCUCUGCUUGGGGUCCACCCAUGUGCUUCCUCUCUUCUGUGUCGAAUUUCCACGUUCCGCAGGAAACCGUUGGUCUCCUUCAGUUUUUAAAUGCAUCUUCGCGUCACCAAGUUGGUUCCCCCGAGAUCUUCUUCCACCUGAUUCCAAUGUUUUCUUCCAAACUCCGCGUCUUCCUCUGCGCCUCCCGUCUCUUCUCCUUCCUCACCUUCGACGGUCCCCCGGCUUCCGGCGACUGGACUCUGCGGCCGCUUGGUUACAGGACAGGGCGAGACCUCCAGCUGUUUUCCACACCCUCGUGAAGUCGAAUACACAGGAAGGAGAACGCAUCCACCAACAGCCGCAGAGCUCCCGUCUGUAGAGAACUCAGAUAACCUCCCUGCUCGGAGACCAGACAGGCCGAGGGAAGAGACCACGCAGUCCUGACGACGCGAGUACUUCAGGAAAACGUUCCUCUCGUCCUCAGGGCAGGAAUCACUGAGUCGGAGCGCUUGGUCUGAAAACCACAGAGAAACGCACGUCUCUCAAGCUGCCGGAGAAGUUGAGAAGAGUCUGGUCCCCGUCUCUGCCGUCAAAAAUCUCAGAGAAUGGACGGGAAUGCUUACGCGGCUAUGAGCUCAUGGGAUGGCGGAACGUAUCACCAGAGUCUCGAGGAGAGAGAAACUGAAGGCGAGAGACCGCCGAGAGAGGUGGACCUCGAUGCUCGGCCUCUCUGCUCUUCUGCUGUCCAUCCGUCGCCGCCCCUGCUCCUCCCCGCUGUCAAGACGCCGCGCCUUUGCUGCGGGAAUCGCUGUCUCGCGGGACCAGAACCUGGAGUUCUCCUCUUCGCUGUUUUCCUUCUCUCCGCCCCCGCCAUUCUAUUGUGUCACGACGUAUUGCCGCGACUCUCCGAGGGGAUACAAGUGAAGGCAGCCGCUGGCUUUGCCCUCCUUCUCGCCGCUGUAUUUGGAACUCUCUUCACCACUGCGUUCAGCGAUCCUGGAAUCAUUCCUCGACAGCCGCGCCCUGAAGAACUUCCGUCGGGACCCUCGAGGGUGAAGUUUGUGGUCAUCAACGGCGUCAGCGUUCCGCAGAAAUGGUGCACUACCUGCUGUCUGUUCAGGCCGCCGAGAACCAAACACUGUUCCACUUGCGAUAACUGCGUCCAGCGUUUCGACCAUCAUUGUCCUUGGGUCUCCAACUGCAUUGGGCAGCGCAACUAUCGAGUAUUCUUCUUUUUCGUCUUCUUUGCGGCGCUCUACGCUCUCGCUGUCGUCGUCGGGGCUGGCGCCGCAAUCAUUGCAGAGAUCCACAGCAAGGAUCUGAAGAUCAGCCUCGAGUCGCUGUGGCAGACGGCCCGCGAUUGUCCUCGACUAGCAGGUCUGUUCGUCUACGGCGUCUGCUGCUGCAUCCCGCUCGCGAAUCUCUGUUGUUUCAACUUCUACUUGAUUCUCAACAACCUGACGACUAACGAGGACGUUUUACAGUUGUUCCCGGAAAGAAAUCCGUACUCUCUAGGCUGUUUGACCAACAUUUUCUACUUCUUCUCGCAUCGGGUGGAACCCAGUCUCCUCGGCGACGCGCGUCCUGCUAGGUCUCUGGGAAACGCUCCGUUUUUCUCGGAACCGCCCGCCGAACGAAGCAAGGCUUCUCUCUUUGAGUCCCCGACAGCAUCUAGGCAGCAACUCGAACGGCACUGCGUCUUGCCGCUCUCAGAUCCGCCAUGUGUCCAGACACCUGCGUCGGCGCGAGAAGUCCGGUCUUCCUUUUCCGCGCAAGUCUAGAAAAGAUGGAGUUUCAGAGCUCCUUCACGAAGCCAAAAUCCCCCUCAGCUUUGUUUCGCGGGACUCUGGCAGGGCCCGGGAAGCAGGAGGAAGUGCACUGGACACCCCAGACCGUGUAGAAAGAGCUGGUUUUCAGUCCGUAGCUUCGCUGUUUUCGCAUAUCGUGGUCUUGCAUAGACGUUUGUAGAUUACGUCGCUUCCGGCACACAAUGAGGCCACACCAAGGCCGCAAAGGAAACAGUCUUCCAAAACAGAAAGGGAUGUUCUUCUGGGAAAGGCGGAGGCAGUGCGUGCAUGCUUUUCUGCAAAACGGUCUCUCAAGCAGCGAUCACGCCUUCUUGGGUUUUCAGGAUUCCAUGCUCAGCGAAUUCUAGGGUACGGCACGUAAGCACGCACUGAGCUCAACAGACAAACACCGGGAACAUGACAGACAUUUGUGGACUGGCCUGCAUGAGAUACAUCUCGACUUAGAUCGGUGGACACAGAUCUCUCUCUCGGAUGGCUGAGGCUCUGCAGAGGCUCUCCACGGGCCGCAGUCUCUCCUUUUGCUACUCAAUCUCUCUCGUCGAAAGGGGAGUAUCUGUGCUUCCCUAGGUGUGUGUGCGUGUGAAGGUUGAAGCACCAGUUUUUUCUGCGAACUCGCAAAACUGCGUUUUUUUCUUAAAAGUCAACCUGCGUA
This is a messenger RNA of Toxoplasma gondii ME49, 2937 nucleotides long. RefSeq names its product DHHC zinc finger domain-containing protein. Gene Ontology annotation, molecular function: protein-cysteine S-palmitoyltransferase activity. The record is from RefSeq and is a predicted model, not a curated record. Bases 1083 to 2258 code for a protein of 391 amino acids. The transcript has 11 exons. Gene Ontology annotation, biological process: protein targeting to membrane; peptidyl-L-cysteine S-palmitoylation. NCBI's taxonomy places the organism in Eukaryota, Apicomplexa, Conoidasida, Eucoccidiorida, Sarcocystidae. Gene Ontology annotation, cellular component: Golgi apparatus; endoplasmic reticulum.